Amoebophrya sp. A120 is the source of this 2272-nucleotide messenger RNA. NCBI's taxonomy places the organism in Eukaryota, Dinophyceae, Syndiniales, Amoebophryaceae. The record is from the annotation of a GenBank genome assembly.
CGUUGGUGCAAGGUAACAUUCCAAAGCCAAACGAUCUAGAUCACGAGGAUCCGCGGACGAUCUGUAAAAAUAUCCACGUUGAUGGAGAUGUAAAUAUGGUCAAGUGGAAGAUCAUGUUGCUGUCUUUAUGUUCUCGCAAACUACCAUAGAUUCAUGAUCUAAGGACGCACUGCAAUUGGAAACAAAGGUCACCAAAACUUCGAAACACUCUUCAAAACUCCUUCACAAUCACGCGCAAAACACAGGGACCCUUUGAAUCGGAUUUUCUUCCUGAUUCAAACACUCUACACGGGACGUGAUUUAGGUUUUAUCUCCACACAAAAAAACACAAGAUGCCGAAGGCUGAGAUGAAGGGCAAGAAGUCUGCUGCGCAGAAGAAGAAGCUGCCGCAGGCCCCGCUGGGCGCUCCGGUCAUCAAGGGAAACAAGAAGAACCCCCUGAUUGAGAAGAAGGCCCGCAACUACCGCAUCGGUGGCGACAUCCAGCCCAAGCGCAACCUGACCCGCUUCGUCAAAUGGCCGCAGUACAUCCGUUUGCAGCGCCAGAAGCGCAUCUUCAUGCAGCGCGCCAAGGUACAGGAGCGUGAUGUGAUGUGCUGUCUGGCAUAAUUUAAAAACACACAUGUAGAUUUGAACGCAAAGUUCUUUUGAGAGCAGAUUUAUAUUUUUCUGCCUCGCAUGGCGUGAAAUGCGUUUUGAUGCAUGACAGAGUGUGCCGCUCAUGCUAAAACCGCAAUACCAAACUUUCUAUCCAGGUCCCGCCCAGCGUUGCUCAGUUCAACCACACCAUGGACAAGUCUCAGUUCACGCAGCUGCACCGUCUGUGCAAGAAGAUCGCUCCGGAGACCAAGGCCGACAAGAAGCAGCGCCUCAAGGACAUGGCUGGUAUUUACUUUACUAUAGCUUAUUUGAAGCAUUACUUACUACUUGCGCGCAUGAGCAUAACAGAGAGAGAUUUUGAUGCCAGAAGGACUGCACGAGAAGCUUUUUUUUUCUGUCUCGAGCGCUAUCAAUUUGUACGCUCUUAAGUAGACAUAGCGACGUGUUUUGGAAUCUAUAUCCUCGUUCUAUCUAUGUACAACUACUAUCCCAAAAUUGCCCACAGGCAAGGACAAGGAGACCGAAAACAAGUGCCCGCCGACCAUCAAGUUCGGUAUCAACCACGUUACGGAACUGGUCGAGUCCAAGAAGGCCAAGCUCGUCAUCAUCUCCCACGAUGUCGACCCGAUUGAGCUCGUCGUGUGGCUCCCGGCGCUGUGCCGCAAGAAGAACGUGCCGUUCUGCAUCAUCAAGUCCAAGUCCCGCCUCGGCCAGCUCGUCGGCCAGAAGACCUGCGCCGCCGCCUGCAUCGUCAACGUCGCGAAGGAGGACCAGAAGGAACUGGUAUCGAAUGCAAAAAUGUCUGGGUCUGGAAGGUGGGAACUUGUCAUGGUAAAUCUGAAGCGUGCAUAGGUCUGUGUUGCAUGAGUGCAAAAAGCUGCCCACUUUCGACCAAGUUGGGAGGGAGUUUCUCAUGCAGGAUAGGCAUGGCGGAGACCUCGCAGAGUCUGUCAUGCUACGUCCCGCAUUCCAGGCCUCAUGGGUCAUCGAAAAUCUGCAUGACAAGUUUACACUCUUCCACACCCAGACAUUUUUGCACUUGAUGACUGGAAGUGCUGUGCGAAUCCAGCAUGUCCGCCUUCAACGAAAACAAGGAGGUCAGCCGCAAGUGGGGCGGAGGUAAUGAGAACAGAUCUUUUAGAUAUUUGGUGUUUGCAUGAUGUGUUACAAGACGCAGUUGGAGUAGAGGUUUAUUUUUCUUUUUUCCGCAUGAAUAGUUGUGGAUGAACAAGUGAUCGUUUUGCAUAGGACAAAGUGGUGAGUUGUACUAUCACAAAUGCAAUACAAAAAACCAACUUAUUUCAGGUCUCGUCGGCCGCAAGUCCAACCACGUGCAGCGCCGUCGCCAGGCUGCCUUGGAGAAGGAACUGGCCAAGAAGACCGGUCUGAUGAUGUAAGUUGUGACGAUCAACAACGACUCCACCUUCGGUUAUUUCUUGAGGAGGGAACAAAAAUUGUCAGCUUUUCGUCUGCGCAACGUGGUACUCUGUUGAAGUUGUAUCGAAGAACAUCCGUGCUGCACGCAAGUUGCAUUCACGUGCAGCUCUUGUGAAGAUGCAGAGGAGACGGAAAAAUUGACGAGAAAACCUAAAUUCAUCUAUCAGAGAAGGAAACGAUGAAAACUGUCCCAGAGUGUCGAACCUAGAAUCGCAAAUCCGAAUUCAACAAAAAAA